Messenger RNA from Paramacrobiotus metropolitanus, 2426 nucleotides. Its product is annotated as MFS-type transporter SLC18B1-like. Bases 216 to 1982 code for a protein of 588 amino acids. Gene Ontology annotation, molecular function: transmembrane transporter activity. Lineage: Eukaryota; Metazoa; Tardigrada; Eutardigrada; Parachela; Macrobiotidae. The record is from RefSeq and is a predicted model, not a curated record. The transcript has 12 exons. Gene Ontology annotation, biological process: transmembrane transport.
AUAUUUUAUAAAAAUAUUGGGAAAAUGUAGAUAAUCAUCGCAUCAUGCACGGGGGGACUUCCUUAAAAUUAUGCCGAUCAAACAUCAUAUAAGCGUACAUGCAGUUUACUCCGGUUUAUAAAGUAUGUUGUGUAUCAGCUAAUUAUUAAAGUUCUUCGUUAAGUCACUUGGCAUUUACGUAUAUAUGUACAUAACCAUAACAAUCCAUCGCAAAUAUGGGAGGCCAUCACAGCAGCACCGCAGCUCCGCGAUCCACCACUCCGCUAAUCCGCAUCCGGCGCAAUUCCGACGACAGCCUGUCCAGUUCCAACAGCUCGUGGCGACUGGCCUCCGAGCACUCCACCAGUCGGUCUCUGGUGGCGGAACCCGUGCAGGUGGAGAUGAAUGAUUCGAUGAAUUUGCAGCGCUCCUUCAGUUUUCACGGCUCAUCGGGCUUGCGCGGUCGCUAUCUGUCGGAAGUGAAGCCCCACCUCUACCGGCAUCCGGAGGAUGACUGGGAGAUUGAGUCGCUCAAUCUCAGCCGAUUGACCGGGCAACAGCGCAAGACCAUCUACUGUUUGUGGGCAGCCAAGUUAACUUAUUAUAUAACCUUCGGGAUACAACCGCUGGCCUUACCGGCUAUUGUGGAAGCAAAUACCUUGCUAUCAUCUGCAACGGGAACCCUGUUCGCCACCUGGGCACUGGGAGUAAUAGCUUUUUGGCCCGUUUGGAGACGCUGUGUUAACAGAACGGGAACCAAAAGCGUUUUGAUCAUUGGAAUGUUUCUGAACGGGCUUUCGUUUUUGCUGUUUGGAUGUUUACAUUUUGAAGAAAGUUGGAGCCGCUUUAUAGUUAUGGCGUAUAUCUUUAAGUUGAUCGAAGGCGCCGGAUUUGCCGCGCUGGAGUUGGCCAUCAUAACGAAGACGCUCUUGGAAUUCCCCCGACAUGAAUCUGGAGCAUAUGGAAGUGUUCAAACGUGCAUUGGAAUCGGCGUCACGAUUGGUGCAGCAAUUGGUGGUUUUCUGUAUUCGAUAGCAGAUGUUGCAUCAACCUUUCUGCUCUUGGGUGUGCUCUUCUUUUUGGUGGGACUGGUUAUUUUAUGCGUCAUGGAUACACGUCCAUACAUAAAUCCCGUUAUACAAGAAUCGCGAAAGAAAAAGCGCCGAUUCCUUCAACAGGUGUCUGUGCACUCUGCCAUUCUCAUGUAUUUUUUUGGAAUCUUUUCCCUCGGCGCACUGCUUUCCACACUGGAACCGCAUAUCAGCGCAGUGUAUGAUUUAAAUUUCACGGUGGAGGGCAUACUUUUAGCCGUUAUUCCGCUGGGAUUCGCCUUCGGAAUGGCGUUUUGGCAGUGGCUGAUCACGCACGACUACGUGUGCGGUCUGGACUGCGUUAACAUCUUUGGUGUAUUGGUUAUGGGGUUGACCUUUCUCUUUUUGGGACCAUGUGAAGUUUUCAAACUGCCCAAUAAUUUAUUGUGGCUGAAUGUGAUUUGUUUCCUUGUGAUCGGCGGCUGUAUAAGUAUGGUCGUCACAGCCAGCCUCAACACUCUCUUGGAAACCGCAGAACUGAAGAAAAUGAACAAACUUGCCGCAUACUCCACAAUCUCAACUAUUAUGAUCAUCAUAUUGUGCCUCGGCGUUGCAAUGGGAUCCUGUAUCGGCGGCUACAUCAACCAGAUAAAAGGCUUCGAGUACACCACAACCGUGUUUGCGGUGAUCCUCUUCAUCGUCGGUGUACUGGACGCCAUCUACGCUUUGGUCAAAACCGCCAUCAAACUGCAUAAAUACAAUCAACUUCAAGCGGAAAUUCAAGCCCAACACCGCAUGCUGACACGGCACGGCCACACGAACCGUGUGGCCCUCAUGGGCGUCGCCCAGCUGGGCCCCGUCAAGGGCAUGAGCCGCCAGGCAUCCAAAAUCGCUCCCAAUUACAGCGACCGACAAGCACUACUCGACUCCACUGGACGUCCAAAAGGCCGCUCAUAUGGGACGUAUUUGUAAAUCAACACAAGCACGUGUUUUAAUCGUAAACACAAGUUUUCAAAUGGGAAUUUUUUUAUCACUUCAUACGAAACCAAAGAAAGAGAGCGUCGGCAUUUCAAAAGAAAACGCAUUUCAACAACGCUUCCCAGCCAGCACUCCCAAAAAUGGUUCUAUGCAGAUCAACAUAACGUAGGUCAAGCAAAAUGCUAACAUCCGCAAACAUAAGGACAGUAGUAAUCUUAUAACCUUCAAGUGCGAAAUGCGCACGAUGCCAUAGCAUAACAAAGGAUACCGUUAUAUUAUUUUUCCUUAAAGCCAUAAAACGUUUAAACUAUAACUAACGGCUGUUAUAGUUAAUGGGAUUUAAAUCCCUGGUACUAUUUGUUCCGGCGAUAUGGCAAAGAUGCAACGGGAAAUUCUCCCAAAUCGAUGUCGAUACCUGCAAACAAAUAAUAAAUAACA